AUGUCGCGCCGCGUGGCGCGUCAGACGGGCCCGGCGCACCGGCUGCUACUCCAUGUGACGCAAGAGUCAUUGGGCAUGGCGGGCUACACCGGCGACGGGGUCCGGUACUACGUGCCGCGUGGGCACAUUCGUCGGACAGGCGACGGACGACUGGCGCGAGCACAACAUGAACCCCCGGGACGCCUACUACGUGACGGGCGGCCUGCGCGCCUUCGGCCCUGGCCGGCUGAACCACUACUUCGGCUGGGACGGCCCGUCCCUCUCGGUGGACACGGCCUGCUCGUCCAGCGGCGUGGCUCUCGAUCUGGCCGUGUAGGCUCUCCGGGGCCGCAAAUGCGACAUGGCCGUCGCCGGCGGGUCAGCAUCGUCACGGGCGGCGCCGACGUCGGCAUGUGCGCCGGCCUCGGAAGCGGCGGGAUCCUCGGCGCCCCCUGCACCGGCACGGCCUGCAAGACGUUUAGCGCGGCAGCCGGCGGGUACACGCGGGGCGAGGCGGUCGCCGUCAUCGUCCUCAAGAGGUUGAGCGACGCGCGCAGGUGCGGAGACGUGGUGCACGGCGUCAUCCGAGGCAUCGCGACCAACCUCUCGACGGGGACGAGUCCCAACAUCACCCGACCGUCGGUGGCGGCGCAGGUGUCACUGCUGCGUCAGGUCCUGCACGAGUCCCUGAGGUCGCCCGCCGACGUCUCGUACGUGGAGCUGCAUGGCUCGGGGACCCAGGGGGGCGACCGCGCCGAGAUGGAGGCCGUUGCAGCCGUCUUCGGCAGCGGUAAUAAUCGACAACAUUAUGGCAGGAGGCGAACCAACAACCACCUUCGGGCUGGCAGCAUCAAGGCCAAUAUAGGGCAUAGCGAAGGGGCGGCUGGCAUCACAGCCGUUGUCAAGGCGCUGGUGGUAUUGCGCUACAACCGCGUUCCUCCCAAUGUCGGCCUUGGUAUCGGGGGGGGGGGCCUAACCCCUCGUUCUCGCCCCUGGAUGAUCUGCGGACUCGCAUCAACGUGGAGGAAGAUGAGCUCGUGA
Molecule: messenger RNA, 1020 nt
Organism: Colletotrichum destructivum
Lineage: Eukaryota; Fungi; Ascomycota; Sordariomycetes; Glomerellales; Glomerellaceae
Product: Putative beta-ketoacyl synthase, thiolase, polyketide synthase, beta-ketoacyl synthase
Exons: 1
Coding region: 1-1020 (339 amino acids)
Biological process (GO): secondary metabolite biosynthetic process; fatty acid biosynthetic process
Molecular function (GO): fatty acid synthase activity
Source: RefSeq, a predicted model, not a curated record